UGCUCAGUGCCUAGAACAUAGUAAGCAGUCAGUAAAUGUUAGCUAUUUACAAGUAUAUGUGCCCAACUAUAUAGAGGAAAUCGAGGAUUCAGCAAGGAAAAGACAGACUGACACACAGAAUUCCGCUCCAAGUAUCCCACUUCCAACCUCCUCCACAGGUUGUCCAGGUGUGCUAGGUACAAAACUGGGCUAGGCCAAGUAAGGGAAGUAUUAGGGUCCAAAUUCCCUUGGCUGGGACCAGAGAGAAUGGGAAGUAACCACAGAACUUGGGCAAGGUUGAGAGGAAUGAGUAAAGUGGUUGCGUACCCCUGGGUUUGGACAGGAGCCCCGAUUUAGGGGGGAGAGGAAUUCCAGUGCUGUGGGUUGUGUAAUGAAUCUUCUAUCACAAAGUUGGGCAAAAGAGAAGGACUUUGGAGUUACAGGUGAGAUGGGUGAGGGACAGGGCAGAAGGAAAAGGGGACUCAUGGAGGGUGCCUUCUAAAGAAAUCCUCAUGAAGAUAUUUUGUUUUUAUUUUUCUGAAUUUUGGGCCUAGAGUUGACUUUGGAGAAGAAAAUCAGGAACAAGUAAGAGAUUAAAUUGUCCUCAUCAGAUAUGUUUUCAUAGGCUCUCCAUGAGCCUUUAGUGCCCAUCCCCUUCUCUAGCACUCUACCUGGUGAACUCCUAUUCACACUUGAAGAUCCCAUUCUCCUGUUGUGUUUUCUCUUUCCCUGGUAGGGCCCAGCCCACUCUUCACUCUUUCAGUACAGGCUUUAUUGUGUUUUCCUGUAAUGUUAGUUCUCUGCCUUUACCUAGCAGAUAGUGAGCUCAAGAACAUUGGCUGAGUGCAUGAGUGACUGCAUGAAUAUGCAUUCCUGGGAGGAACUUAGGAAAGGGAUGAUUACCCAACCUUACAGAAAGAGAAACUGAGGUUCAGGAAGUCAAUGUCAUUGGCUUCCUAUGUCAUGAGUGUGCCCUGGGGCUGGAGAUCUAAGUCUCUGGCAGGUGCUCUGUCUGCUGGCCCAUUCGGCCCCAGGCAAAACUAAUGAGUGGAUAGUGACAAGCAUGGGGAACAUUGCUGAGGCAGCUGAGGCAGGUGGUCAGGAGAACCCCUGAUUCUAAUCCCAGCUGGCACUCUCAAUGGCAGUUCUUCUGUGGCCACAUCACACAAGCUCCCUGUAAGACUUUUGCUUUCUGAAAAGGGAUAAUAAUCCCAGCAAGCACAUGUUCUCAACUUUAUAACUGAAUGGUGGUCUUCUAUCAGUUUGUUUGCAGGGCUCUUGUCUGUUUGCAGCCAGCCAUGUUGUGGCACUAAGUACACCUGGCACUUAGGAGGUGCUCCUGAAAUAUUGGAUGAAUAAUAGGGAGAAGGCCAAGUGGGAGUUUGCUGACGGCUGUCUGCAGAGAAAGCUUUCCUGCCACUGGUUCCCAAGGGGGAUCCUCACAGUUAAUGAACACUGGAGGCCCAGUCUAACCUCUGCCCCCUCCAUUUACCCUCCCUCCAGGUGGGCAGGGCAAUCCUACCUGGACUGACAAGGCUGGGGUGCUCAGGGGAGGUCAGCCACAGUCAGGGACAGUCAGAGGAUUCAGCUGUCCCUGCACCAUGAGUGUCUCUGUACUGAGCCUCACCAGACCCUUGGGCAGUGUCUCCGGACUCCUGCAAGUGGCCUCUCUGCUAGGCCUGGCUCUGCUGUUGCUCAAGGCAGCACAGCUCUACCUGCACAGGCAGUGGCUGCUCAAAGCAGUCCAGCACUUCCCGUCCCCUCCUUCCCACUGGCUCUUCGGGGACAUCCAGGAGUUCCAAGAUGGCCAAGAGCUACAAAAGCUUCAGAAAAGGGCAGAGAAAUACCCGUGUGCCAGUCCUCGCUGGCUGUGGGGGAGCAAAGUUACCCUCGUAGUCUAUGACCCGGACUACAUGAAGGUGAUCCUGGGGCGAUCAGACCCAAAGUCUCAUGGCUUCUACAGAUUCCUGGCUCCCUGGUUAGGGUAUGGUUUGCUCCUGUUGAAUGGUCAGAUGUGGUUCCAACACCGGCGGAUGCUGACCCCAGCCUUCCACUAUGGCAUCCUGAAGCCCUACGUGGGGCUCAUGGAUGACUCUGUCCGCGUGAUGCUGGACAAAUGGGAGGACCUCAUCAGACAGAACUCAUAUGUGGAGAUCUUUGAGCAUGUCUCCUUGAUGACCUUGGACACCAUUAUGAAGUGCGCCUUCAGCUACCAGGGCAGCCACCAAGCACACAGGAUCUCCCAGUCCUACAUCCAGGCCAUUCAAGACCUGAGCAACCUGUUUUUUUCCCGAGUGAGGAAUGUUUUCCACCAGGAUGACAUCAUUUAUAGGCUGACCCCUGAAGGCCGCUGGAACCACCGGGCCUGCCAGAUUGCCCAUCAACAUACAGACCGAGUGAUCAAGCUGAGGAAGGCUCAGCUGCAGGAGGAGGGAGAUCUGGAGAAGGUCAGGAGCAAGAGGCACUUGGACUUCCUGGACAUCCUCCUCUUUGCCAGAACGGAGGACGGCAGCAGUUUGUCUGACAAGGACCUCCGUGCCGAAGUGGACACGUUCAUGUUUGAGGGCCAUGACACCACAGCCAGUGGCAUCUGCUGGAUCCUCUAUGCCCUGGCCACGCACCCUGAGCAUCAGCAGAGGUGCCGGGAGGAGGUCCAGAGUCUUCUGGGGGAUGGUACCUCCAUCACCUGGGACCACCUAGACCAGAUGCCUUACACCACCAUGUGCAUUAAAGAGGCACUGCGACUCUAUCCACCAGUUCCGGGCAUUGGCAGAGAGCUCAACAAGCCCAUCACUUUCCCUGAUGGACGUUCCUUACCCAAAGGAUUCCAGGUGUCCCUCUCCAUUUAUGCCCUUCACCACAACCCGAAUGUGUGGCCAAACCCAGAGGAGUUUGACCCUUCACGGUUUGCACCGGGUUCUGCCCGACACAGCCAUGCUUUCUUGCCCUUCUCAGGAGGAGCAAGGAACUGCAUCGGGAAGCAGUUUGCCAUGAGCGAGAUGAAGGUGGCGGUGGCCCUGACCCUGCUCCGCUUUGAGCUGGCGCCAGAUCCUUCCAGGGUCCCUGUUCCCUGGCCAAGAAUUGUGUUGAGGUCCAAGAAUGGGAUCCACCUGCAUCUCAGGAAGCUCCUCUAAAAUCUGUGCAGACAAGGAUGAGCCCGAGAACCUCCUGCCUGCCAUCCUGUCUUCCUGUCUGUGUCUCCCGUCCCCUGUCUUCUGCCUCCCUCACAA
This is a messenger RNA of Lynx canadensis (Canada lynx), 3209 nucleotides long. RefSeq names its product cytochrome P450 4A11-like. NCBI's taxonomy places the organism in Eukaryota, Metazoa, Chordata, Mammalia, Carnivora, Felidae. Bases 1581 to 3113 code for a protein of 510 amino acids. The transcript is spliced from 12 exons. The record is from RefSeq and is a predicted model, not a curated record. Gene Ontology annotation, molecular function: oxidoreductase activity, acting on paired donors, with incorporation or reduction of molecular oxygen; heme binding; iron ion binding.